GAAGUCCACCCCCUGCCCCCCAAAAUAGAAGCUGAACCGUCAAAACAUAAACAGAGCAGUCGACCUUGUUUGAACGCUGCAGAGUUUGUUUUCCUCUGAAAACUUGACGCACAAUGCGGCGUCUUUUCUGUCUCAGCCUGGCUGGUAGAGGCGCGGUGUGACGAUCGCAAAGCUGCCAUAUAAAAGGACUUAGCUUUCAGAAAGAUAAAAAAAGAAGUGCGCCGAGUCGGGCCUGCGAGUCGAGACUACUUUGAGACACCUGUAUGACCCCCCCCCCCCUUUGCGUGUGUGACAGACUUGCCUUCACGGACGUCAUGGCAGAAACCGAAGGCAAAGCCACGUCGCUCAACGGGGCCUCUGGGGAGGAAGAAGCCAAGGGGGAUCAACACAAAGACGCCUGUGGGAGCAAAGAUGGAGCCAAACACAGUGACAACGGAGAGGCAUCUGGUGACAGAAAUGGGCCAGAAAGUGAGCCGAAGGCGGAGGAAGGUGAAGAGGAGGAGGAGGAGGACGAUGAGGAAGACACUGACAGCAUGGAUGGAAGCGCCCUCUUUUCUCUGACUGAGGAUGGUGAAAGAGACAGCGAGGGAGGCAGACAAGAGAGGGCGAAAGAUGGCGGAAGAAGGGCCGCACGGAAGCGGAACAGACCCUGCGGCGGCAAUAACAACAACCGUUCCUCCAGCUCGGAUGACGAUGACGAAGAGGAACUGAAAGAUGGUGACGAAAACGACAAGGAAGACGACGAGGAAGACGAGGCGAUGGAGGCGUGGUUGGGCGCCGAGCUGCAGGACCUGCGCGGGCUGGCGUGGCGCGCCAUCCCCUCGCUGCGCGGUCGGGAGAUUGGCCGGGACUCACAACAGUUUGUGAGGCGCGUGUGCGGCGCCCGCGGCCUGGUGCAGAGGCUGGAACUACAGGGUCGGCUGGAGAGACACUCCGGCUGCGUCAACACGCUGCACUUCAACCCGUCGGGCACGCGUCUGGCGUCGGGCAGCGACGACCUCCGCGUGGUCAUCUGGGACUGGGCCAUCCGGCGCGCUGAGCUGGAGUUCGACAGCGGGCACAAGAGCAAUGUCUUUCAGGCCAAGUUCCUACCUCACAGCGGCGACUCCACCUUGGCCAUGUGCGCCCGUGACGGUCAGAUUCGUGUGGCGGAGCUCUCAGCCACCCAACGCUGCAAGAACACCAAGAGGGUGGCACAGCACAAAGGGGCUGCACACAAGUUGGCCCUGGAGCCCGACUCUCCGUGCUCCUUUCUGUCGGCGGGAGAGGACGCCAUCGUGUUUGGAAUCGACCUGCGGCUUGAUCGUCCUGCUAACAAACUGGUGAUGGUGAAGGAAGGUGACAAAAAAGUGGGCCUCUACACAAUCUUCGUCAACCCGGCCAAGACGCAGCACUUUGCGGUCGGCGGGAGGGAUCAGUAUGUCAGGAUUUACGACCAGAGGAAGAUCAACGAGAAUGACAAUAAUGGCGUACUGAAGAAGUUCUGCCCCUCACAUCUGGUGUCCAGCGAGUCCAAAACCAGCAUCACCUGCCUCGUGUACAGUCAUGAUGGCACAGAGCUACUUACCACCUACAAUGACGAGGACAUCUACCUGUUUGACUCCAACCACAGCGACGGUGCCGACUACUGCAGGAGAUACAAGGGACACCGCAACAAUGCCACAGUGAAGGGCGUCAACUUCUACGGGCCGUGCAGCGAGUUUGUGGUGAGCGGCAGUGACUGCGGACACAUCUACCUGUGGGAUAAACACUCAGCUCGCAUCGUCCAGUUCAUGGAGGGCGACAGAGGCGGAGUGGUGAACUGCUUGGAGCCGCACCCCCACCUGCCAGGCAUGGCUACUAGCGGCCUGGACCAUGACAUCAAGCUGUGGGCCCCCACUGCCGAGGUUCCCACUGGACUCAAGGGCCUCAAAGAGGUGAUGAAAAAGAACAAGCGGGACCGUGAUGUGGACACCGUGCGGCAUGGCGACCAGUAUGACACCCAGCUGCUGUGGUUCCUGAUGAGACACAUGAGGACCCGACGGCCACAGAGCACACGACGUGAAGGAGCUGACGCCGACACCGACGAGUCUUGGAGCUCGCCAGACACCUCUGACGAAGAGGAGGGGAGUCCAGAUCAUGUUCAGUGCAUGUCCUCCUGAGCCACACACACACACACGCACACACAUAUAUACAGAUACUGUCCAGUAAAAAGCAGGUACUGCGUGUCCCCCAAAAAAUAAAUAAAAAAAUCAACAGCAAUGUUUUGGAUAACGAGAAAAAUAAUUAACAACUGAAAAUGUAGUACACAAUAAUGUUUCAGACAAUAAGGAAACAAAUUCAUCACUUGUGAUUUGUGUCCAAAAGAAAGAUUCAGGGCUACAAAUUUAUAUUAAUAAUCGAUGAACCAGAUUUAACAAAAGUUUUCAUUUCCAUCCCCAUAUUUAAAACAGGGCAUUCUUCCAAAUUGGAAAAAAAAGUGUCCAAACUUUGUGAUCAUUUGUAUCCCAACAAAAAAACCAAAACAUUGUUUCUAAUUAAGAAGGAAAAAGCACAUAAUGUCUCAGGGUUUUUUUUUUGUGCCCAAAAGACCAAAAAUGUUGUGAAAGUAAUUAAAAAUUUAACAUUAUUGAUAUUAAUUGUUACCCACCCCCCACCCCUCCCAUAAUGUUGAGGGUAAAGCCCUCAGAAAGUUUGGUUGCCAAAUGCAGUGAUAUUUAUGCCCGAAAAAAAAUUGCAGAACAUAUUGGGACAAACAAUCAAAAAAAGUACAAUAAGUGGUGUUUUUUUGUCCACAAAAAUAACAACUAUCUAGGGGUUUUGGGGUGGAAUCACCAAAUUUGUUGUACAAAACAAGAUUUUUUGUGUGUGUCUCUACAGAAAAACAAAAAAAAAAAAUGUCUGUGUAUACUAGAAGCAAAAUGUUAGCAAAAAGCAAAAAAAUGGUUUUGUGUACAAAAAAAAGGCUUUGAACAACAAUGGAAAAAAAAAACGUGCAUUUUGUUUUGGUCAAAGAUAACAUUUUUCUGACAAUGAAAAUUUGACUCGUGAAAAAAGUUAACAUUUUGGGUACUUUUUUGCACAAAAAAUGGCAUAGAAUGUUGCGUUUUAUGGAAAAAAAUGAACAAAAUAUUAAAAACAAAAAAAAAAACGUUUCCACAAAACUUGGAGGUGCAUGCGUUUUAUUAAGACAUCCAUGUUGCAUACAUGUAUACAUAGAAGAUGCACAUAUGUACGCAGAGAGCCAAUGACCAAUGAAAAGCAUCCAUCUCCAACUCAAGUGUAAAAAUGAUGGUGCUGCCUGCUUUUCACUGGACAACCAUGAUGCAUUCAUGCCCUCUUUAGCAUGAUUGACACACUGACACACACACAAAUCAGACUUAGUGAUGGUGAAGAAUGCUGGCCACUGUACGAAGACGUCAAUUUUCCUAUGUCCCAUUUUUGACUGCUGCCUCUAAACGUACACCAGCACGUAGCCACACUCCUUCCCAUUGUAGCGACAAGCUCCUUCUGCGCCAGAUUGCUGACCCCUCCCAAACUACUGAGUGCACUUUGAAUCAGGGAUGUUGCCGUUUGACACAUGCACUAAAGAGUGAUUUUUUUUUUCUCUUUUGUCAGCAGUGAUUUUUUUUUUUUUCACAGCACUCAUAGGUUUUCUCACUUCAGCCUAUUUCUGUUCACUCCACCUUUGACAGGAAACGUUCUGCUCACUUUCACUGCAUGCGCCACGGACGAACUUUUUUUCCAGUCCCCCCCCCCGUUCGGAUUCAGUGCAAUUGCUCCAGUUCACCCACGCAAUUUUUAAGUUGUACGGCCCUGAGAAUGAAAACCAAAUGGUACCCAACUGGAAAGGGAAAAAAAGUUCCCCAAACCCCAAUUGGAAGCCGUACGAUCUGUAGCUGAAUUAGAAGCAGCUGAUUGGCUGGAAACUGGAAUAGGUAUAGAGGGUGGCAUUGGGGGAUUUUUGAGGAGGGUGGUGGUUUCUUUGGACAUCGUGCUUGCCCGUUCUUUGUGGUGUGAGAGCAAUUGAAGCUUGGCUUUUUUUUUUCUCGUUUUCUGAGAAUUCUUAGUCAAAUUGUACAUAUAUAAAUAUGAAAAGUGUAAAAAAAAAUUACAAAAAAAUCAACCUAUAGAAGAUGCUGUUUGUCAUGCAAAACAUUUGAUUGGUUAAAGAUGCAGAGGUUUAUAUUCGAUACAGAUCCAACAUGCACCUUUUUCUCCUGAUCGCCCGAGACUGUCCUUUACGGUAUUAUGUUACCAUUGUACACAAUACUGUUUUUCAUUUGAAAAAAUGAUUUCAAAUUUUCCCACCCACAGGCUUAACAUUUUUGAAACGUCUACUGGUUCUGUUGGAAAUAUGUUGAAGAAUUUGUGCAAUAAAACAGACAGUACUCUU
Hippocampus comes (tiger tail seahorse) is the source of this 4375-nucleotide messenger RNA. It is a transcript of the gene dcaf8, whose product is annotated as DDB1 and CUL4 associated factor 8. The coding region runs from base 264 to 2141 and encodes 625 amino acids. The transcript has 13 exons. NCBI's taxonomy places the organism in Eukaryota, Metazoa, Chordata, Actinopteri, Syngnathiformes, Syngnathidae. Gene Ontology annotation, cellular component: Cul4-RING E3 ubiquitin ligase complex; cytoplasm. Gene Ontology annotation, molecular function: protein binding. The record is from RefSeq and is a predicted model, not a curated record.